Cololabis saira (Pacific saury) is the source of this 2332-nucleotide messenger RNA. RefSeq names its product glutathione reductase (gene gsr). Bases 204 to 1844 code for a protein of 546 amino acids. Gene Ontology annotation, cellular component: cytosol; mitochondrion. Gene Ontology annotation, molecular function: NADP binding; glutathione-disulfide reductase (NADPH) activity; flavin adenine dinucleotide binding. Gene Ontology annotation, biological process: glutathione metabolic process; cellular response to oxidative stress; cell redox homeostasis. Lineage: Eukaryota; Metazoa; Chordata; Actinopteri; Beloniformes; Belonidae. The transcript is spliced from 13 exons. The record is from RefSeq and is a predicted model, not a curated record.
CAACUUCUCCUGUGAGAUUAAUACAUUUAAAGUGGCACCACGUGUGAAUCUCGUUUUAACGAGCUGUUAUCAGUACCGGGCCUGUGAGCUGGGAUAAUAGUACAGGAAGUGGUUUGAUGGGUUUGUUUUGCAGGUCAAACCGCAGGCCUGUGUCGCUGCGUGGCAGAGAGUCAAGCUGUUAAAAUGCCAUCAAAAACAUCAACAUGCUGCUGGUGAAGAUCUGCAGACUGAUCCCUCCGUCGGUGGCCCUCGCCAGCUUUGUUGCGAUUCACAAUGACACAGCAGCAGCCCGGCCCUCCCCUCGGCGGCUGCAACACCCCCGCACACACUUCCUGGUUAUGGCUGUUUUCUCGGGGACUCGAGCCCUCGGCUGCCGCCUCGCUCUCAGGACGCCCGUCUCCUUCUCCCCGCGCAGACACACGCUCCUCCGCCGCAGCAUGAGCUCCGACGCGGCCCGCUUCGACUUCCUGGUGAUCGGCGGCGGCUCGGGAGGGCUGGCCGGCGCCCGGCGCGCCGCCGAGCUGGGAGCGACCACCGCCGUGAUCGAGAGCCACAAACUCGGAGGUACCUGCGUCAAUGUUGGCUGCGUUCCUAAAAAGGUUAUGUGGAAUGCUGCAGUUCAUGCCGAGUAUCUACACGAUCACAGCGAUUAUGGCUUUGAGACUGGAGACGUUCGUUUCAGCUGGGAAACUCUCAAAGCCAAAAGGGAUGCAUACGUUGCACACCUGAACCGCAUUUAUCGCAACAAUCUUGACAAGGCUAAAAUCCAGACCAUCCAAGGCUAUGCCAGGUUUACAGACGACCCUGAGCCCACUGUGGAGGUCAAUGGAAAGAAGUAUACGGCGCCUCACAUCCUCAUUGCCACUGGAGGGCAGCCUUCUGUUCUGAGUGAAGCUGAAGUUCCCGGGGCGUGUCUCGGGAUCACUAGUGAUGGCUUUUUUGAACUUGAAACCCUUCCAAAGCGCAGUUUGAUUGUGGGUGCUGGAUAUAUUGCAGUGGAAAUGGCAGGCAUUCUGGCCACGCUGGGGUCCAACACAUCCCUCAUUAUUCGACAGACGGGGGUUUUGCGAAACUUCGACACCUUCAUCAGCAACAACUGCACCAAAGAGCUGCAAAACAACGGCGUGGAUCUGUGGAAGAACUCGCAGGUGAAGUGUGUGAGUAAAACGGACAGAGGCCUGGAGGUGACGCUCAUCACGAAAGACCCGGAGAAGAAGAACGAUGAAGAAAAGACCACCGUCAUCCAGGAUGUGGACUGCCUCAUGUGGGCCAUCGGCAGGCAGCCCAACAUCGCGGGACUGAACAUCGGUGGGAUGAAGGUGGAUACGGAUGAGAGAGGCCACAUCAUUGUGGACGAGUACCAGAACACCUCUCGACCUGGCAUCUACGCCGUCGGAGACGUCUGCGGCAGAGCUCUUCUCACACCUGUUGCCAUCGCUGCAGGCAGGAAACUGGCACACCGACUCUUUGAAGGGAAGAAAAACUCCAAACUGGACUAUUCCAGCAUUCCCACGGUGGUGUUCAGCCACCCACCUAUCGGCACGGUGGGCCUCACUGAGGAGGAGGCUAUUAGAUCCAGAGGAAAGGAGAAUGUGAAGAUCUACAAGACUUCAUUCAAUCCCAUGUACCAUGCCAUCACAACCAGGAAGAGUCAAUGCAUCAUGAAACUAGUGUGUGUGGACAAGGAGGAGAAGGUGGUGGGUCUGCACAUGCAGGGCAUCGGCUGUGACGAGAUGCUGCAGGGAUUUGCUGUGGCCAUUAAAAUGGGAGCAACCAAGGCAGACUUUGACAGGACUGUUGCCAUCCACCCCACCUCAUCUGAGGAGUUUGUCACGAUGCGUUAAAACAAACGCAGUCCAAUCUUUAUAAAAUAAAACCAGCUACUCAGACAGUCACUCUGCUGUACUACUCUUAAAUCAGCUCCAAUAAUUGCUUUAUGAAAAUAGUUAUACAUUUCUAUUUCCUCUCAUCCAGGUGACCUUAUUCUUACGCAGUGUUCCACCUUUUUUCUCUAUUUCUUUUCUAAUUUUUACAGAAACGGACCAAGACUGCACAAUGGCCCUCUUGAACUGUACUGUGGGUCUUGAAAACUGAUUGAAAAUUCUUGAUUCAAUUUCAAUAAUUGUGAAAAGGAAGUGAUUGUCAAGAAAUUGCAUGGAAAGUCAAAAGACUUUUCUCACAGACUAUACGUUUUGAUUUGUCAGUUAUUUGUCAAAUGAAUCUAUUAAACACUGCUGCUCUUUGAGGCACCUAUUCACUACCAAUACAAGAUGAUGACGUAUAUCAACUGUAAUGUUCCAACGAUCCAAUAAACUCACAAGUUGUUUCUUAA